Bombyx mandarina (wild silkworm) is the source of this 5902-nucleotide messenger RNA. RefSeq names its product Proteasome assembly chaperone 1 (gene PSMG1). Gene Ontology annotation, molecular function: proteasome binding. NCBI's taxonomy places the organism in Eukaryota, Metazoa, Arthropoda, Insecta, Lepidoptera, Bombycidae. Gene Ontology annotation, cellular component: endoplasmic reticulum. The record is from RefSeq and is a predicted model, not a curated record. Gene Ontology annotation, biological process: proteasome core complex assembly.
CAUAAUAUUUAGAUCAUAGAUUUAAUUAAAUUAGACACAUAAAAUUAAUAUAUUUUUCAGUACCAUACCCUUCCCAUAAAAAAGGAGGGGAUUAGUUAUCGUCGGAAAAAUGAAUAAUUUCGGAGAAAUUAUUGAACCAUCAAGCCGAACUACUUGGGAAGAUUGGGAUGAAAAUAACAGUUCUACAGAUACGCAAACCAAUUUACAAUUUCAAAAACACAUUGAAAUUCCAAAUGAUAUUGAAAUAUUUAUUUUACUGGAAGGAAAGUAUUUAGCCCAUUCAAUAAAACAGAAUGUAUGCAAUCUGGAACUCAUAAACUCAGUACCUGAAAUCAGCCUAAAGAUUUAUAAAAUGCACUCCCUCGAAAGUUAUGUAUGCAUUAUUUACGAUUAUGACAUAAUUUGUAGUAGUGAAAUAAUUCAUUUACUAGAAAAAUACAUAACAAACAGCAAAGAAGUUAUUUCGAUGAUUACCAAACCUUUAGUUGAAUAUGCUACCUCAGAAGUCUGUCAUGAAGAAUGUGUAAUUAGAAGAUUAUCCACUAAAAAUUGUAAGAAUUCAUCAUUAAGUAAAUAUCCAUGCUUGGAACAACCAAAUAUAAUAUCUGGAAUUUCUGCAGGAGUGGUAUGCUUAAGAGAACACCUGGACUUGUCAGCUUUGGCACUAGUGUUUUAUACUGAAUACCCUGAAGAACAUGAACAAAACGAAAUACACAAGAUACUGGAAAAUUUCCAUUUCAAAUUUAAUCCAAAACCAAAUGGCAUAUUGAAUUCAAAUUUAUACAUUUGAAAUUUUAAAAAAGGUCGCUGAAAAAUUAUACUAUUUUUCUUUAAAUUAAAAAUGAACGUCAAUUUGUGAAAACAAUAUUUAUUUCAAAUUAUUAUAAAGUAACAUAAUAUGUAAUAUGAUUUAAUUAUACAUGUCAUACUAAAGAAUUAUACAUAUAUUUGAAACAGUAACAGAAAUUUCUAUAUUUCAUAAAAUAAACACAGCCCCUUCAAACUUAUUACUUACACAAGCUUGGAUUUUGUAUAAUAACAGGACAUAAAUUUGUCGUUUUUUUAAAUAGCUGGUGAAUGAACAUGUUUCUUAAAUAAUUACAAAGGUGCUUGUAUUUUUUAUUCUUUUCUUAAAGACAAUUCCUUUUUAUAAUUUCAUUACAGAAUACACUUUUAUAAUACUAUACUAUUUUUAUUCUUUUUUUUCUUUUUUGCUGUACAUACAUCCAUCCAUGGGCUUCAAUUGCUCUGUUAGGCAAUAUAACUAUGACCCAGGCUGUGUUUCAUUUACCAUAAUUGUCAUACAUUAAUUUAAUACACUGGAUUGGUAAUAUAAAAUUGAAUCGAAAAACUUUUUUUUAUCACAAUAGUAUAUCAAUAAAUAUAUUUUAUACAUUCUAAAUAUCUACAUAACAUUAUUGUUUUACAGUUAAAAUUAUUUAUGAUAAUGUAGAUCCUAAAGACAAACUUUUUAAAGUCAACCUACAAUCAACAUACAGAUUUUUUAAACUAUAUUGCUGUUAACUUUGAUGUUAUGAAUUCCUAAUAUUAUUAUGUAUGUGCAUAAUACCAAUUAGUACUGAGCAAUAAAACUACGCAAUUUAUUAUACAAUUCAAUAUCAGUGUUUCCACAAUUACUAAGAAAACGAUUAAAUUAUUGAAUAAACCAAUAAAACCAAAAAAUAUUUAUAUUAUAAAAAAUAACCCAUGAAAUUAUAGAAGAUCACAAGUAUUCAAAAACAGAAAAUAUAAUGAUAAUAGCAGGAGAUAUUGACGUCAAUAUUAUACAAUAACAAAAAAACAGAACAUUAUAUAUUCUUUUAUAAAAUUAAAACAUUAAAUAUUUCACAGAUCCUUUCUCUUAUUUCUAGACUAAAUUACUGCUUGUUCUAAUUCGAAAGUGGGCAAGAUAAGAACUGAUCCAACAUUUAAUUCUAUUAUAAUCAAAGACUAGAAUUUAACACUUUUUUAAUGUUUUGAAGAACCGUUUAUUAUUAUUAUUAUUUUUAUGAAUGACGUAUUACUGGUCGCCCGUAGGCCUUUCCAGAUUCAGCAGGACAGGUGGGCGAGCAAAGGCUCAGUCAGGAGGGAUUAUUUUAAAUUAGCAGUAUACUCACUAUUAUUUAUAAAGAUAAAAAAUGCACACUACAGUAUAUAUGCAUUACCUAUUUAAGACUAAUUAUGUAAAAUUUGAAGAGAACAGAUUUCGACGAACUGCUUUACCGAAAUCAAGAUAAAAUAUUUGUGAAGAAGUGGAACUACAUAUCUUCAUGUAAUAAAGGAGUGAAAAUAAUGGAGUGUGCUAAGGUACGCUUUACGAUUAAAGCUGCGUAUCGAUUAAGCGCGCCAAGAGAUCGAACAUUGGUGCGCGCUCCAGCCCCGCGAAAUGGAUACCAUUUUGGAACGCGCGCCAAUGUGUUCGUUGGAGCGCCCGAACGCGGAGCGGUCCGUUCCGUCGGCUGUCGGUUUUUUACCACGCAUCAGUCGCGGCGCGCGCGCCUAUUGCGACGAACACGUAUUUUUUUGUGUUUGUGCGCUCCCAUUAUGGAUAACCAAAGUAGCCGUAAGUUAAUACAACUGUGUGGUACAAAAGAACUGCUGUGGAAUAGCAAAAGUUCUUCAUAUCACAACAAAUCGCUGAGAGAAGACGCUUGUAGAGAAGUCAGUAGUGAAAUGGGAGUCCCUGUGCCGGAGUUAAAGAAAAAAAUGACUGUGCUCCUAUCAUCAUACAGAAGAGAAAAAUGGAGAAUAUCUAAAAGUCAAAUCACUGGCUCUGGUCACUCCAUACUGCAUUCUUUUUCGGUACAGCUCUUUCAUCCAUCAACGCAUUUUUCGUUUCUCCUUUAUCUUCUUUAUAAUACUGUGAAUAAUUACAAAAGCUGCUGCUGCUCCUACACGACUGGCUUCAUGAUGAAGGGUCAAACACUGGAACGGUUGCCACGCGCGCCAGGCGCGCUUAGUUGAUAUACCUCAAAAGUUUGGCACGCGUUCCGCGGAACGCACUCUCAGCGCGGUUAUUCAUGGCACGCGCGCCAGGAGCGCGUAGUCGAUACGCGGCUUUAACUUGGCCGCGGUGUAUCGCGUUCCGACCCGGCAGGCUUGGUCUGACCUAACGGAAUCUCGGAACACCAAGGACAUCGCCCGAUCAGCAUGGUAGAGCCGUCGACUAUGGCCCCGACGAUCCGUCGGUCGGGCAUCUUCGGGAUGGCGCCGCGAGUCUGGUUAUAGUGUUGAUUGCAGGAACCCCUCUACUCCGACCGGGUUCUGACCCCGGACGGAGAUCUGACGUCGGGUUUAAGAGUGCAGGGGAGUCGUUUAGUGCGGUAGGGCUCUAAAACUCCUUAGGUAGGCCCGCGGUCUGCUCCCAACAUCUGCAGACCGUCAAGCCCCACAUACCCCGCACGCUACCUAGGCGCGGCUCGGCUAGGCUCGAAGGAGGUUCGUCUCUUGGCCCGGAAAAAAAGCGCUUUACGAUAUUCUGGUUUGAAGUUUCUAGAUUACUUAUUUUAAAAUAAGUCAUGAAAGAUUGUAAUAUACAUUUCUGGAGUCGUAACCAUAGGCCUUGUGAACUGUGUUAAAUAACAUUUUCUAAUUAAUAUAACCUAACUUAUACUUACAAAAAGCUCUAUAGUCGUUUUUGAGAAUGCAAUUCUUUCCAUGGGAAGCUGCUCAAGGUUGAGCGAUAUUCAACAUUACUACUGAAGCCCAUAGAUAUACCUGGUUGGGAAUGGGGGAAACUCUUUCUCGAACGACAUCCCGAUAUUAAGCGGAAAGUAGCCCAUGCGAUAAGUCGUAAGCGCUCUCAAGUUACAUAGGACAUGGUUCAGAAUUAUUUUGAUUAUUUCCAUGAAGAACUCUAGGAUGUGCCACCAUCUAACAUCUUGAACUUUGAUGAAACUGGAUUCCAUGACAACCCCGAAAAACAGACCCUUCUUUUGAGAAGAUCUUGCAAGAAUCCAAAUUAUACUGAAUUCAACUAAGCCUGCUAUACGAUGUUUUGCUGUAAUGCCACUGGAGAAUUUGUGCCUUUAUACAUUAUCUUUAAAGCUAAACAAAAGUGGACCAGUUGGAUCCAGGGAAAUCCUGCUGGAACAUGUAUGGCAGUUACUAAAUCAGGCUGGAUAGAUGCUGCAACAUUUGAUGACUAGUUCGAAAACAACUACUGCCAGUUCUUCAACAAAAGGAAGGAGAGAAAGUACUCCUUGGUGACAAUUUGAGCUCCCACAUAACUCCCAAGAAAUUACGACUGUGUCAUGAAAAUAAUAUCGAAUUUGUUUGCCUCAUACCCAACUACACUCAUCUUCUGCAACCUCUCGACGUGUCAUACUUCAGCUCUCUAAAAUCCAACGGGCGGAAGGUAUUGGCAAAUUGAAGAAAAACGAGACGUGGUAAAGUUGCCAAUGUUUUACCAAAAGAGGUUUUCUCUUAGUUGCUUACCGAAACUUUAAAAGCAGGAAACGACACCGUUGCAAAUAAUGCUAUUGCUGGUUUUAAAGAAUACGGUAUACAUCAAUUUAACCAGCCGUGGUUAUGGAGAGAGGGACUAUUUCAAACCUAUUGAAGAAGUCCGCCAAGCAGUUGGAGAAAGUUUUAAACAAUAUAUCAAUGAAAUUAGGGAAGCUGAUUUGCAACCCAAACUAAAUUAAAAAAUCAGUUGCCUGUUGUUGCUGGCAAGUUUUUCUAUGGAGGCUGUGGAGAAAUAUUAUCAAUGGAAAUGAUUGGAAAACCCAAGGCCAAUAAGCGAACAUCGAAUUAUGGUGCGGAUAGUAUUCCUGGGCCUGUCAAGAAGAGAGGGCGACCGGUUGAGAGCACAAAAUAAAGCUGUUAAGAAAGUAGUUACAUCUAUCGUGGAUCACCCAACAUCACCUUCUUCCACUGUACUUCGCCCUUCUUCCCCAAUUCCUACAGCUGGUCCUUCAGGGAUGUGUAUGGCGACGUCAAAAGAUGUCAAUCAUGACGACACUAUAUUCGAAUUUCCUGAUCUAUCCUCCGAUAGUGUUUUGAUGGAUCCCAUACCAAUAUCACCAUCGUUAUGGAAUGCUGGCGUCAUUCAAUAUCAACAGAUAAAUUCUUCAUCACCAAUUGAAGUCGUUGAAAUAUAUAGUUGCAAUAUAGAAAAUAUUGAAGGAAAUUAUGAAAACCUUAACGGAAUCUUAGAAAGGGUGGACUUAAAUGGGAAAAAAUAUAGAAAUAUAGGAUCUGCGUCUACUGAUAAGGACGCUAGUAAAGUUAAUUUGGGAAAAGGAAACAGAAAACAGGAUUAUUAUGUCGUAAAAUAUGAAGACAUUUUAUUUCCGAAGCGUAUCAUUUGCAAGAAAGGAAAUACUGCAAAAAUAUCCGUCAUGAAAAGUCACAAGAUGGCUGGAAGUGGCCUCUAAAGCGGGACCUCAUCACUUGCCACCUGAAGAACAUAGUCAGCUUCCUAGAUGACCAGAAAAUUACCAAACUAAAGGACUAUUACUUGGUAGAUGAUCCGCUACUUUUCAUGGAAUGGAGCGACUAAACUCAUAUAUUUUUUAUUUACCUGGCAACUCAAAAAUAAAGAUGAUUGAGCGAUUUGAUUAACGUUAUUGGUACCAUUGGGAUUAGAUUACUAACAUGUGUUUAUUGUGAAAAUGUGAAGCAUAUGUUAGAUUUAGACUUCAUUCGUCGAAAAACUUUACAAUUUCUCCUGUAGAUUUAGCUAUAGCCAAACCUAUCUAUAAACACUAUCCAAGCAACUUUAGCCCUUAACAUUUUGACCAAUAUUUCUUUAUUUUUGUUCUCUUAUAAAAUUAAGUGUAUUUAUCUACAAAGCAGCUUUGGAUGCCAACAAAAACAAAUAAAACAUCAAAAUCCCUAAUUUCGAUUUUAUAAGCAAAAAAAAUCAAUUAUGGGUCAAAGUUACCCAGUAGCCAUUUCA